Messenger RNA from Lecanosticta acicola, 1380 nucleotides. The record is from the annotation of a GenBank genome assembly. NCBI's taxonomy places the organism in Eukaryota, Fungi, Ascomycota, Dothideomycetes, Mycosphaerellales, Mycosphaerellaceae.
AUGGCAGAGCUAGCCACCGACCUGAUUCGCACCACUGUUCGAGCCUUCCACUCUCCCGAGCAUGCCAUCAUCGUCGACUGCCUCAUCGUCCACUCUGUUCUCACGGACAGGGACUUGGAGUUCCUGACUCAGGCGAACGGAAAGGGGGUUCGCAAGUGGUGCCAGCCUCUGAAGGAAGCGGGUCUUGUGAGCUCUCAGAUUCGCCAAGAGCGUCGCGCCGAUGGCACUGGCGGAUACCAUGGAGGCGUCCCCGCCCCAGGCAAGGAGCGCUAUUCGCAGCGAGAGUGGUAUUACCUCAAUUAUCACCGCGCCAUCGACAGUAUCAAAUAUCGCAUGUAUAAGCUCACAAAGCAUAUCGAGAGCUUGGGGAUGCCGACCACGGAACGAAAAGAGCUUUCAUGUCCGCGGUGCAAGAGUCAGUAUACUGAAUUGGAGGGCAUGGACAGUAUGGACGACAUGGGCAAUUUCAUCUGCAAGAAAUGCAAGCACGUGCUGGACCACGUUGAGGAAGAUGAGCUUGCCAACGAGAACGAGAGCAUGAAGCGUCUCAAUCAGCAAACCGAGAAAUUGACGAAUCUCCUAAAGCAAAUCGAUGCGACUACGGUACCCGAAAACGACUUCCAUACAGCACUCCAAGCUCACAAGCCCGUCGAACGACCGGACAACCAUCCUGGCGCGAAGAUGGAGGUUGUCGACGAUCGCAAUAAGAAUCUGCAGAGCUCUAAAGGACUGGAAAUCAAGCCUGAGAAGAUUGCUGUCCAGGUGCAGGACGACGAGGACGUGAAGCGAGAGAAUGCGGCCGCGGAAGCACAGGCGAAGAAGGAGCGAGAGGCGAAGCAGAAUGCGCUACCGGAAUGGAUCACACAUAGUACUGUCCAGAAUGGCGCAAUUACAGCAGUUGGUGCCAAGGAAGAGCAUCAGCGACAGCAGCGAGAAGCGCACAGCUCAGGAGCCGUCAAAGACGAGGAAGGCGAGGACGUCAAACCCGCCGCCGGCGACGAUGAUGCUAUGGCCCAGUACUGGAAGCAGCUGGAGGCCGAGAAGGCCCAGGAGGCCCAGAAGGCUCGCGAGGAAGAAGACGAGGACGAAGAAGAGGAUGAAGAAGAUGAAUUCGAAGAUAUUGACAUUACCGGUGGCGGUGGUACUCCGGCGAAUGGCAUGAAUGGCACCGCAGCUAACUCGACUGGGAUGAAUACACCCGCGAACGUUGAAAGUAGUAAUGCCACCGACGACGAACGCGAGACGAAGCGCAUCAAGCUAGAAGCGCCUUCUUCUUCGACCGCUCCCAACGGCACCAACGGCAAUGCUGAAACAGCAGAGGACACUCCAGCUGCCAGCGACGCCGAUGAUGACGAGCUGGAUUUCGAGGACGUCAAAUGA